AUGAGUCCCCUGCCCAUCAGGCUGCGAGACACGCCUGCGCAAGUGCAGGAAAAGCUGGGGCUCAGUGACCGGCAAUUUGACAACUUCAAGAACUUUGCUCGUCAGGUGCAUAACGAAUACUGUGCCGCUCGUCCCCAUUCCAGGUGGGCCGAUGUCCGGGUUAGUUGGACCGCUCUACCAGAGGAAGAGAGGCUCGACGUGAUCCGACUCAUGUAUAACCUGUGUCUCGAAUCCAACCUAUUCCCUCCCACCUCCCAGCGAUCGACAAUCGAGGCCGGUAUUGAACAAAGACUGCACCAGGUGCGGCGGACAUGGCAGCAAACGUCAAGGACAAGGAUGAGGCCCGCAGCACGA
Molecule: messenger RNA, 354 nt
Organism: Capronia coronata CBS 617.96
Lineage: Eukaryota; Fungi; Ascomycota; Eurotiomycetes; Chaetothyriales; Herpotrichiellaceae
Exons: 1
Source: RefSeq, a predicted model, not a curated record